AUGACAUUCCAGAAGUACCCCGCUCGCCAGCAUGCCAGAAAGGUGGUAGAAGCUCUGUACAAGGGCGAGAAGGCCGAGGGCACCCAUGCGAUCUUCCUGCAAGCUCCUCCGGUGGAGUGUCGGCACGAUACGGAUCGCGAGCUGGCAUUUCACCAAGAAGCCAACUUCACUUAUCUCACCGGGUAUCCCCACGCGGACGCCUCGGUACUCAUCACGGUCAAGUCCAGCUCGAAUGGCGAGCCAACCCUCGAGCACACGCUCUUCGUCCCUCCAGCACUUCCAGAGGUGACCAUGUGGUCUGUCCGGCCUCCCACCCUGGAUGAAGCCAAAGCCGCCUUUGACUCGGACCACGUCCGCAGCACCGUCGACCUCGGUCAAGCCUUGGCAGAUCUUUCUGCCGGGGGCCCGGUCCAUCUCCACACUCUUCCCCUAACAAAAGAAUACCCAGCCCUACCUCAGUCGGUACUUGAUCUUGUCGGUGGGAACGGACCGAAAUCGACCACACAGCACGACACAGCCCGCUUGCUCGAAGCGCUUCAUAUCGCCCGUCUGACCAAGACCGACUUUGAGAUCGAGCUCAUGCGAGAGGCAAAUUGGAUUUCGUCGGGAGCACACGAGGUGGUCAUGAGGGAGCUGGGGAAGUCUGCUAAGAAGCGCAAGGAGGGACAGGGGAAGGGGAAGGAGCGGACAGGCAAGGAGGGUUUGAAUGAAUGGGAGGUCGAGGGGGAGGCGGACGCUGAGGCUGUCUUUGUCGCGGCGUGCAGAAGACAAGGAUCUACGCCAGCAUACCUACCAAUCUGCGCUUCUGGGUCAAGAGCUAGCACCCUUCAUUAUGUCUGCAACGACCAGAUCUUCCCUCAUCUCGCCGAACCUCGCCAGAACGGUGACCGCUCUUUCCACCGGCACCUCCAGCGCGGAUGCUGCUCUUCCGACAACCAUCAAGCCUACACCGCCAGCACCCCUAUUGGAGCCUACCACGCCGACAGCUUUGAGCCGCAAGUCCUCCUCAUCGAUGCCGGCGGAGAAUGGCAGAACUACGCCAGUGAUAUCACUCGGACAGUCCCCGUUGGGAACGGUGGAAGCUUCACCAAGGAGGCCGGGGAGAUAUACGAGCUGGUCCUGCGGAUGCAAAAGGAAUGCGAAACGAUGCUCCGUCCGGGCGUGCACUGGGACACUAUCCACCUACACAGCCACCGCGUCCUCAUUGACGGCCUCAUCAAGCUAGGCAUAGUCAAGGGCGACCCCGAAGCGAUUCUCCAGUCAGGCAUCACGUGCGCAUUCUACCCUCACGGUCUCGGCCAUUCGCUCGGUUUGGAUGUACACGACUCCCGUCAAUACCUUCGGUCCACCCAGACCAAUCUUCCAACUUCGUCAAAGGAGACACCGGCCAAGCUGUACACUUAUCUCCGGAUACGUCAACCCCUGCUGGAAGGGAUGGUGCUUACAGUUGAGCCGGGCUGCUACUUCCCUCCGCAGUUAAUGGAUGAGCACGGAGUCUGGACGAGCGAGUACGUGGACCAUGAGGUACUGAAGAGGUACAUCCCGGUCGGGGGCGUAAGGAUUGAGGAUGCGGUGCUGGUCAAGAAGGAUGGGAUGAAGAAUCUGACAACGGCACCGAGGGAGAGGAAGGAGGUAGAGGCAAUUUGCAGCGGAGAGGCUUAG
Messenger RNA from Dioszegia hungarica, 1662 nucleotides. Its product is annotated as metallopeptidase family M24-domain-containing protein. The record is from RefSeq and is a predicted model, not a curated record. Lineage: Eukaryota; Fungi; Basidiomycota; Tremellomycetes; Tremellales; Bulleribasidiaceae. Bases 1 to 1662 code for a protein of 553 amino acids. Gene Ontology annotation, molecular function: metalloaminopeptidase activity; manganese ion binding. The transcript is spliced from 6 exons.